Molecule: messenger RNA, 2075 nt
Organism: Larimichthys crocea (large yellow croaker)
Lineage: Eukaryota; Metazoa; Chordata; Actinopteri; Sciaenidae
Gene: mybpha
Product: myosin binding protein Ha
Exons: 14
Coding region: 39-1673 (544 amino acids)
Molecular function (GO): protein binding
Source: RefSeq, a predicted model, not a curated record
GGCUUCUUCAUCCAGAGGACUGGCUGUCUGUUAGCACGAUGCCAGGCAAACCCGCCCCCAUCAAGAAGGCUCCAGCCAAGAAGGCUGCAGAGAAGGCACCUGAACCCGCCCCGGAGCCUGAACCCGCUCCCGUGGAGGCUCCACCUGCAGAAGCAACACCUGCGGAAGCAACACCUGCGGAAGCCGCUCCCGCUGAGGCACCGGCCGAGGUAGCUCCCGCGGCCGAGGGAGAGGCAGCCCCCGCCGCCCCAGCAGAGGAAACCCCCGCUGCUGAAGGAAGCCCUGCAGCUGCUACACCCGCUGCUGAAGACGGUGCCGCUGCUCCUGCUAUAGAUGCUCCUGCUGCAGAUGCUCCCGCCGAUGCUGCUCCAGCAGAAGCUGCCAUAGUUGAGGAGCCGCCAAAAGCCCCCACGCCCCCGCCUCCUGCAGUCCCCACCAGUGCUCCUCUGGAAGUAUCUGUGGAAGAUGUGAACGAAAACAGCCUUACCAUUAAAUGGAAGGAACCAGAGACUAUCGGAGACUCCGGCCUGGAUGGAUACACCAUCGAGUACUGCAAGGAUGGAACAUCAGACUGGGUUGUAGCUCAAGAGGAGCUGACCGCAGCUAACCGCUAUUGCAUCCAGAAGCUGACGACUGGUGACCUGCUGCAUGUGCGCGUGGUGGCUGUAAACCCUGGUGGCCGUAGUGAACCUGGUGCACUUGCUGAGCCUGUGCCAAUCCGCGAGAUUGUCGCCCGUCCCAAGAUCCGCAUGCCUCGUGCCCUCAGAUCUCGCUGUGUCAAGCAGGUUGGCGAGCAGGUCAACUUGCUUAUACCCUUCCUUGGAAAGCCCAAACCUGUGGUGUCCUGGCUUAAGGACGGUCAACCUUUGGAUACAAAGAGGAUCAACAUCAGGAACAGUGACAAGGACAGCAUCCUGUUUAUCCGCACAACUCAGAGGGAGGACUCUGGCGUUUACGAGAUGACCGUUAAAGUGGACAGCUUUGAAGACAAAGCCUCCGUCACCCUUCAAAUUGUGGAGCUGCCCGGCCCUCCGGCCAGUGUGAAGCUGGUGGACACCUGGGGCUUCAACGCUGCUCUGGAAUGGAUCCCUCCCAAAGAUAAUGGCAACACAGAGAUCACUGGAUACUUGAUCCAGAAGGCCGACAAGAAGACCGGGGACUGGUUCACUGUGUUGGAGAACUACCACAGGCUAACUGCAACCAUCUCAGACCUCAUCAUGGGCAACUCGUACACCUUCAGAGUGUUCGCUCUGAACAAAGUGGGUAUGAGCGAGAGCAGCGCUGUCACCAAGGCUGUGGCCACUAUUCAGAAGACAGGUAUUGACUACAAGCCUCCCGAGUAUCAGGAUCACGACUUCAGCGAGGCACCCAAGUUCACUACCAUGCUCAGUGACCGUGCUGCCACCGUGGGUUAUACCACCAAGCUGCUGUGUUCUGUUCGUGGAUCCCCAAAGCCUAAGAUCGAGUGGUUGAAGAAUCAGAUGGUCAUCGGUGAUGACCCCAAGUUUCGUCAGCUCUCCAACCAGGGCAUUUGCUCCCUGGAGAUCCGCAAGCCCUGCAGCUUCGAUGGUGGUGUGUACACCUGCAGAGCCAAGAACGAACAGGGAGAGGCGACUGUCUCCUGCAAGCUGGAGGUCAAACAGAUUAUUAUUUCUGAUGAAAAGAGCAAAUAAAGCUACACCCAAACUUCGAGAGUGCCUUUAAAGGACCAGCAGAAGUCCAGGUCUUACGUUUGAAGAAUGUUUGAGGAGGUGAGAGAAAAAGUGGUGGCUGGCUGUGCAGCAUAAUGAAAUGUACAUAAUGAAAAAGGGGACAGAACAACAUAUCAACAUCUUUGCAUCCAUUUCUUCACCCAUCCACCCACCCACACAUCCCUGUCCAACCCCCUCUUCCCGAAAGCGCAGGAAAGACCCCCGCCAAAAACCCUGUCCUAGUUUGCCAAAUGUUGUAUGUUAAUUUAGCUGGUCAAUGUAUGUAAGCCUAUAUUUACCAUGUUUUUUUCUGCCUGUGUCCAUGUGCUGUUUGUUACAGUAUAUAUAUGUAUGUACUACCUAAUAAAACAGUGAAUCCUUGGA